Messenger RNA from Sabethes cyaneus, 591 nucleotides. RefSeq lists its product as uncharacterized. The record is from RefSeq and is a predicted model, not a curated record. The coding region runs from base 47 to 418 and encodes 123 amino acids. NCBI's taxonomy places the organism in Eukaryota, Metazoa, Arthropoda, Insecta, Diptera, Culicidae. The transcript has 3 exons.
CUCCAGUCGCCAUAGAACUAUCACGUGAAACAGUGCCGCCAAUAAGAUGACUUGGAAUUUUCGUUUGUGUACCUACAUUGCGCUUCAAUUGACAACUUUCGUGAAAAGUGAUGGACAAACGGUUGUCUCGGCUCGAGUGUCGCCACUGGAGCUGAAGGAACCUUCCGCUGUUGCCUCGCUUUGGACAAACGGUGAUCGACAGGACGUUGAAUUUCUCAGGUGGCUAGAAACCCUCGCUGAGCUGACCCAAUAUCAAACCGAAUUACACGAAACGACAUUCCGUCUGCUGCAGAACGCGUUAAGCGAUGAGCGGAAAUCUUUCGAAUUUAUUAGUAUUCCUUCCACGGACAAAAAACUGUUGUUUUACUUUACAGAUGGACUCCAAAUGGCUUCUAUGUAUCUCUUACAUAUUUGCUGAUUUUUCAUCUUGCUAUCAUAAUUGUUAUUUUCUUUAUCCUAGUAUGCUUUCCAAAGAAAUCUAAAAUUCAGACAAAUGAACCAAAAAUGGCAUUAAAUGUAUGAAUGAAUAUUGAUACAUGCCAAUCUAGUAGAGAAUAAAAUGUAAGAUAAAUAAUCUAUACCUAUAAAGAA